CCCCGCUCGCAGCUCAAGCUGCUGGCCCUGGACGGUUACCUCUAUGCUGUGGGGGGUGAGUGCCUCUUCACUGUAGAGAGGUACGACCCACGGGCAGACCGCUGGAGCCCUGUGGCACCCCUGCCCAAGGGUGCCUUUGCCGUGGCUCAUGAGGCCACCACGUGCAACGGGGAGAUCUAUGUAUCAGGAGGCUCCCUGUUCUACCGCCUGCUCAAGUAUGACCCCAAACGUGAUGAGUGGCAAGAGUGCCCUUACAACAGCAGCCGUCGGCGCUCUGCUGACAUGGUGGCCUUCAAGAGUUUCAUCUACCGCUUUGAUGUGAGCAGUGGCCGUGGUGGGGAGCAGGGCCCAGGUGGUGGGAGUGGCGGUGGUGUUGAAGUUUUCCGGUAUAAUACAGUGGCCAAGCGCUGGAGCCAGUGUGCCAGCCUGCGCCCCAGUGGUGGCCCCAUCCAGCCCUUCCGCUGUGCCCCGUUGGGCAACACCAUCUACUGUGUCAACCGGACCGGCACCCUCCGCUUCAACCUAGCCCAGGACGGUGAGGUGGAAGCAGAUGGCGGGCUCAAGGGCACCUUUGAUGGGGAGCUUCUUAAAGCUCCCUUGGAUGUCAAGGGUGUCCUCCUACCCUUUGUGCUCACCCUGCCUGAGAGACUGGACAAAACAGGGGACCAGGAGGGCUCCCUCCCACUGUGA
Messenger RNA from Nestor notabilis (Kea), 690 nucleotides. RefSeq names its product kelch repeat and BTB domain-containing protein 11-like. Lineage: Eukaryota; Metazoa; Chordata; Aves; Psittaciformes; Psittacidae. The annotation marks the transcript as partial. The record is from RefSeq and is a predicted model, not a curated record. The transcript has a single exon. Gene Ontology annotation, molecular function: protein binding.